Molecule: messenger RNA, 1705 nt
Organism: Aspergillus steynii IBT 23096
Lineage: Eukaryota; Fungi; Ascomycota; Eurotiomycetes; Eurotiales; Aspergillaceae
Exons: 5
Coding region: 16-1389 (457 amino acids)
Molecular function (GO): protein binding
Source: RefSeq, a predicted model, not a curated record
CUCAUCCAUUUCAUCAUGUUUUAUUCCGGAAGCUUGCAGGAGGGCAUCGCCCAGGCUGUGAGCCAAGCUAAGGCCGUGGUUUGCUUUGUUAGAGACGAUAGCGAGACGAGUUCGAAGUGGGAAAAUGACUAUUUCACGGACAGCGAGUUUGCGCAACUCCUCGAAUCGAGAUCUGUCCUGUUGCGACUCACCAAGGAUAGUGCGGAGGCCGGCUUCUUGACUUCUUUCUGUCCCGUCACCAAGUUUCCGACUGUUAUUGUGAUCAAGGAUGGAACGCUGCGAGAGUAUAUUGUGCCAGAUGUUGAGAAGGAGGGCUUUCAGGGGAGGCUGAGGGCUGCGAUUGGGGAUGCUGAGGCCCAGCCUCAGGCUCCAGCGCAGUCGAUAGCACAGAGUAGCUCUGCGGCAUCGACAGGUACGACUGCCCCGGCUCCUGUAUCUGAGCCGACGACUGCGCCUGUACCUGCGCCCAUGUCUGAACCUACGCCUGUAUCACCUACCCCGGCGUCAACGGCACCUCGGCCUCAGAAUAUCGCGACCCAACAACAGCCUCAACGGAAGAGAGAUGAAGUAUCAGCGGGAAAGAAGCCAGAGAAAACAGAGCCGUCCCAAUCGCCUUCAACGAAGAGGCAGAAGCCUCAAAAGAUAGACCCUGCACCUGCUCCCCAAAUCUCUAUCAAGAGGCACGACAAGCCAGCACAAUCAUCAAGAACUAUGAAGGUCGAAAUGCCAACCUCACCUCCACCCAAAACAGAACCAGAACCCGCACCAAAGCCCCAACCAACGCCUCCCAGACAGUACCGUCUACAAGUCCGACUCUUCGACGGGAGUUCCGUGCGUUCGAGCUUUACUCCUUCGCAGACCAUUCGCAGCGACGUACGCCCCUGGGUCGACAGCCAGCUGGAAGAAAAACGUCCCUAUAACCUCAAGCACAUUCUCACCCCUCUCCCUAACCGAACCCUCACCAUCGCCGAGGAGGAGCAGACCCUCGAGGAACUGGGCCUUGGCUCGACGGCGAAUCUCGUCAUGGUUCCGAUUAACACAUACACGGAGGCAUAUUCCACCUCCGGGGCUAGUCUUCCCGUUCGUGCUGUCUCAUCCGCCUAUGGAAUUGUUUCGUCUGUGGUCGGGACUGCGACAGGACUCGUUGGUUCCCUGUUCGGCUACGUCCAACCAGCACCGCCAUCUCAGGCGGCACCGUCGACCGGCUCUUCUCAAACGGAGAACACGAACGCAGCAAGCGCAGCAAGACCGCGCCCAACAGGGUCAGGGGGGCUUAAUAUUCGGACCCUGCAUGAUCAGCGUGAGUCGCGAGACGAUAGUCAGCUUUACAACGGGAAUCAGCUUAAUUUCCAACCACGACGGGAUGAAGACGGACGAUCGCUGCAAUAACUGUACUUAUUCAACUGAGUCCUUUUUGCUUACUUCCUUUGUUAACGGUUUUUGUGGCGUUCAGCACUCGAUUGAUUGAUUAUUUUCCACGCGCAUUCGUUCAUUCUAUUUCCAUCCUUCGUUCACUCAAUUCGGAUGUUUUUCUAUAGCGAUAGCAUUGUCAUUCAUUCGUUUUGAUUCCAAUGGAUGGGCUGAGGUUCUAAUUUCAUUGAUGGCUUUGUUCUUAUUUUAUCGUGAUUUAGUAGUUGCUCCAUUUUACCUGUUCAAUAUCUGAGUAUUCUAUAUCUUGAAAUAUCAAGAACAAAGCCAAACGACA